CCAGCCUCUGCGCGCGUGGCCUUGUGGGUAACGCGGGGCCGCCAGGUGACAGCUAAUGGCGGCGGCCGCUUGAUACGAGUGGUCGAGCGGCGAGGCAGGGCGGCAGGGGGCGCGUCGGGGAGCCUGGCUGCCGCUGCACUCUGAACUGUGGCUCACCGGAGGCGCCGGGCUUGACGCGUCAUGGACAGGCCAGUGGCAGCGGCGGCGGCCACAUCGGCGGCGAGCUGCGAGGGCGCUGGGGGCCCGGGGCCAGGGCCGGGCGCUGGCUGGAGACCCUCUCGGGUUGCGGGGCCCUCGACCAGCUCACGGCACCCCAGCAUCGAGACCCUUGACAGUCCUACAGGGUCACAUGUUGAAUGGUGUAAACAGCUUAUAGCUGCUACAAUUUCUAGUCAGAUUUCAGGUUCAGUGACAUCAGAAAAUGUGUCAAGAGAUUACAAGGUUUUCAGGAGGCCUGAUACCAGGAAUAUUUAUAAAACAAGACAAAGAUUGGAGCUAGAGGAAGAACACAACGGCUACCCUUCUGAAGCCGAAGCUGAGCAGGCUCUAAGGGAUGGAAAUAAACUGGCACAGAUGGAAGAAGCUCCACUUUUCCCAGGAGAAUCAAUUAAGGCCAUUGUGAAAGAUGUCAUUUAUAUCUGCCCAUUUAUGGGAGCAGUGAGUGGGACCCUGACAGUAACGGACUUUAAAAUGUACUUCAAAAAUGUAGAAAGGGACCCACAUUUCAUCCUUGAUGUUCCUCUUGGAGUGAUCAGCAGAGUGGAGAAGAUUGGCGCACAGACCCAUGGGGAUAAUUCUUGUGGUAUAGAGAUUGUGUGCAAGGAUAUGAGGAACCUGAGACUUGCAUAUAAGCAGGAAGAACAGCGAAAACUUGGGAUAUUUGAAAACCUCAACAAGCAUGCUUUUCCUCUUUCCAAUGGGCAGGUACUAUUUGCAUUCAACUAUAAAGAAAAGUUUCCAAUUAAUGGCUGGAAAGUUUAUGAUCCAGUGUCUGAAUAUAAGAGACAGGGCUUGCCAAAUGAGAGUUGGAAAAUAUCCAAAAUAAACAGUAAUUAUGAGUUCUGUGAUACCUAUCCUGCCAUCAUUGUUGUGCCAACUAGUGUGAAAGAUGAUGACCUUUCAAAAGUGGCAGCCUUUCGAGCGAAAGGCAGAGUCCCUGUGUUGUCAUGGAUUCACCCAGAAAGUCAGGCAACAAUUACACGUUGCAGCCAGCCACUGGUGGGUCCCAAUGAUAAACGCUGCAAAGAAGAUGAAAAAUACCUGCAGACGAUAAUGGAUGCUAAUGCACAGUCACAUAAGCUUACUAUCUUUGAUGCCCGACAAAACAGCGUUGCUGAUACCAACAAGGCAAAGGGUGGUGGAUAUGAAAGUGAAAGUGCUUACCCAAAUGCAGAACUCAUAUUCUUGGAGAUCCACAAUAUUCAUGUGAUGAGGGAGUCACUUCGUAAAUUAAAGGAGAUCGUGUACCCUUCAAUUGAUGAAUCACAUUGGCUAUCCAAUGUGGAUGGGACACAUUGGCUGGAAUAUAUACGGGUUCUCCUUGCUGGGGCAGUGAGAAUUGCUGAUAAAAUAGAAUCUGGGAAAACAUCCGUGGUCAUCCACUGCAGUGAUGGCUGGGAUCGAACAUCCCAGCUCACAUCUCUGGCAAUGCUGAUGUUGGACAGUUAUUACCGGACCAUUAAAGGAUUUGAGGCUCUCAUAGAAAAGGAGUGGAUAAGCUUUGGACACAGGUUUGCACUGAGAGUGGGCCAUGGUGAUGACAACCAUGCAGAUGCUGACCGAUCACCUAUUUUUCUUCAGUUUAUUGAUUGUGUUUGGCAGAUGACAAGACAGUUUCCUUCAGCAUUUGAGUUUAAUGAAUUAUUCUUGAUUACAAUUUUGGAUCACCUCUAUAGUUGUCUUUUCGGGACCUUUUUGUGCAACUGUGAACAACAGCGCAUCAAAGAGGAGAUAUAUACAAAUACUAUAUCUUUAUGGUCUUAUAUCAAUAGCCAAGUAGAUGAAUUCUCAAAUCCCUUCUUUGUGAAUUAUGAGAACCAUGUGUUAUAUCCUGUUGCUAGUAUGAGUCACUUGGAAUUGUGGGUAAAUUAUUAUGUACGGUGGAAUCCACGGAUGAGACCACAGAUGCCAAUUCAUCAGAAUCUCAAGGAGCUGCUGGCUAUCAAGGCUGAGCUGCAGAAGCGGGUGGAGGACUUGCAGAGGGAGGUGGCCACACGGACCAUCUCAUCUUCCUCCGAGAGGGGCUCCUCACCUACCCACUCAGCUACUCCUGUACACACCUCAGUCUGAUGAACAAAGCCAAUGUCCUGGGCCAUCCGGCUGUUCUACUGUCUUCCAGCAGCUCAGGGACCUGGCCAUUGAUGUUAUGGUUCUAGCUUGUCAUCUUCACUCUUAGGACUAGGCCCAGGGACCAUUUGUGGGUGGUGAAAGCUCCUAUUAUUAACAAGUACUUCUUUUGUGUGAACAGCCUGUGACCCUUUUGAAGGCACCCUCACCCUGUGAACCACCUUUGUCUUGUACAGGUAGCUUCGGAGAAACUAGAUUGAAUGCAGUGCGAUAUUUUAACUUAAGAGAAUCUCACACGACUUAUUUCCAAAUUACAUCCUUUGUUAUGAACAACUCAUUUACUUAUAGAACACGUCACCAGCCAUGUGGCUCCUCUCAGCCUUUUGGCAAAAUUUAAAAACUGUUUUAAAUGAAAUGUUAGUGUGGCAAAUGAACUGUUGCCACCUGUUCUACAGUUAUCAGUUAUCUUCAUACAAGAAGUCCUGUACAAUUGGUACAAUAUGUACUGCUGUGUACAUAUAAGGUAUUUUUUAAAGAGAAACAUGCCUUUAUUUUCCUAUGUCCUUUUUUAUGUUUAGAAUAGUUGUCUGAGGAAUCAUCUGCUAAACUGUGCUGUAUGGAGUCCAUGCUACCUUUUGUGUGGUACAUUUGAAUUAAGAUUUGAGGUGUGUCACCUCAGUGGCAAUGUAGUAUUGUCCUCUUAACUCUGGUACUUGUCUUUUGAGGUGGCACAGCCCAUUCAUUCAUUGGAGGUAGCAGCAGGUUCCCUUAGGAUGCAGCAAACUAUGAAUGCUAAGUCCUCUGGUAAACUGAAGACUCUGCAUUUGUUGGUCUCCCUCUAGGACAGUUCUCUAAAGGAGCAAGUCUGAAAAAUUGCUUUGGCAUCCUACUACCUGUUAGGAUGCCCAGCAUCUAUGUCAGAUCAAGUCUUCUUUCACCGGUUAGACAGCUGGACAGCUUGUCUUCAUUUAUCUCUAUCUCUUCUCAGUUGAUUUACAUGACUGCCUGGCCAUACUUUAAGGCAACCAGUGCACUGCAGCUUGGGUUGGAAAGCAUAACAUGCUCUUCCUUGGUUUUCCCCUCUUGGAGCCAGCCCUGGCUGGGGAGGCCUCUUCCCACAAUCAACAGCUUUGAGCUCUGCUACUCAACCAGUCCUUCUAGGAAUGAAUUUCCCAUCAGCUUCGAUGUGUGCAGUGCAGUGCCAGCAUACCCAGUCCCACCCCCAUGCUCAUUUCUGUGUGUCACCAGGCCCUUGAGAGUUGGAGAUGUUUGAGGCUGACCAAGUCAGCCCCUGAGGACAGAUGGACCACAUCUCCCUCUGGUCAGUGUCAAAUCGCUGGAUGCCAUGCGGUCCUACACCUUGACCUCAAUUUUCAAAAUGUAUACUUAAAAGACUUUUUUUUUUUUUUACAGCCAAAUACAUAGAAAAUAGAUGAUUUUUCAACUUGGAACCUUUUGAUUCUUACAGAAAACUAUCCAACCAUAAGAUAACCAGAGAUAUUCAAGAAAAUUUGCUAAGUUAUAAUCAAUUCUCCAUUUUUAUCAUCUGGAGGAUUUGUUUCCAAACUACAGUUUAAGUGAUAUUAGCUUUUGAUUUGUGUUCAUCAUAGAUAUAAAACCUUAUUUGUAAAUGGAUAAACUGCCAUAUCUGAGGUAGGAGAAGCUAUGAGUUCAGGGUCAGCUUUGGUUGCAUAUUGAGUUCUGGGACAGCUGGUCUAUAUUGUGGAACCCUGUCUCAAAAUCAAUACCAAAAAGAAAAGAACAUGAACUAUAAUAUUUUCUCUUCAUAUGCUUUUUAAAACUGGGGACAUUUACCAAUUUUUCCCUAGAAAUACUGUGUAGUUUCCCAGUGACACUUGAACUAUUGAACAUAGAGAGGACUGGAUGAUGUUUUGACAGAACCAGAAAAGCCAUGGGGACUGCUGCUUGUUGAGGACAGCUAGCCUGGUACAGAUGGCUGGUGAACUGGGGAUCUGGCUCCUGGUCAAGCCAUGUCCUCCCAGCUGCAUGCUUGCAGCACCCCUAAAAAUGUCCCCUGGAUCUUAAAGAAGCACAACAGAGUACUUCCCUUUGUACGUUUCUAGCACAGGACUCUUUCUAAAACAACCUGAAAUACAGUUUUCUUAUCUAAACAAUUCUUUCAUGUAUGUUUUAUUUAAGUACUAGAAUGUAAAACCUUUAAGGUUCAGGUUUUUAAACGAGUACAGUACUGUAUUUGCCUCAUCUGAUGCACUGUAUUCCAACCUGUAAUUAAAAUGGUAAUAUGUUUGCUCC
Molecule: messenger RNA, 4560 nt
Organism: Mastomys coucha (southern multimammate mouse)
Lineage: Eukaryota; Metazoa; Chordata; Mammalia; Rodentia; Muridae
Gene: Mtmr1
Product: myotubularin related protein 1
Exons: 18
Coding region: 181-2289 (702 amino acids)
Biological process (GO): phosphatidylinositol dephosphorylation
Molecular function (GO): phosphatidylinositol-3,5-bisphosphate 3-phosphatase activity
Source: RefSeq, a predicted model, not a curated record